Molecule: messenger RNA, 2682 nt
Organism: Drepanopeziza brunnea f. sp. 'multigermtubi' MB_m1
Lineage: Eukaryota; Fungi; Ascomycota; Leotiomycetes; Helotiales; Drepanopezizaceae
Biological process (GO): glycogen catabolic process
Cellular component (GO): cytoplasm
Molecular function (GO): pyridoxal phosphate binding; glycogen phosphorylase activity
Source: RefSeq, a predicted model, not a curated record
AUGGCGAGCUCAUUCCCUGGCAUGCGAGAGCGUCGUCCCUCGACCAGUGCUCCGAUCUCUGAGCUGCAAGGCCCAGUUGGCCCGGGCUUCUCUCGACCCAAACACAAGAGAACCUUCACCGGCUUUGGAGCUGGAGAGAUCAAGAAUGUCGAGGCUUCCAUCCCGGAACCCCAGCGUGCAGCCUGGAAGAAGUUCGCACCCCACGGCUUCAAGACCAAGGAGGAUUUUGAGAAGGAAGUCGUAAGACAUGUCGAGACAACGCUUGCUCGGAGCAUGUUCAACUGCGAUGAGACGGCAGCCUAUGCCGCUGCUAGUAUGGCCUUCAGAGAUCGGCUCAUCACGGAAUGGAACCGCACACAGCAGAGACAGACUUUUGCCGAUAGCAAGAGGAUCUACUAUCUCAGCUUGGAGUUUUUGAUGGGCAGGGCUUUGGACAAUGCCAUGCUGAACGUUGGGCUCAAGGACAUCGCGAAAGAGGGCCUCUCGGACCUGGGCUUCCGCAUCGAAGAUAUCAUUGCCCAAGAACACGAUGCUGCCCUGGGAAAUGGUGGUCUGGGAAGACUUGCCGCCUGCUUCCUUGACUCCAUGGCAUCCCUCAACUUCCCAGCCUGGGGAUAUGGGCUGAGAUACAGAUACGGUAUCUUCAAGCAAGAGAUUGUGGAUGGGUACCAGGUUGAAGUCCCUGACUACUGGCUCGACUUCAACCCUUGGGAGUUCCCUAGACAUGAUAUCGUCGUAGACAUUCAAUUCUACGGGAAUGUCAGAAAGUACCAGGAUGAGGAAGGCCUAAACAAGGUCUCGUGGGAAGGUGGCGAGAUCGUCAAGGCCGUUGCCUACGACGUGCCCAUUCCCGGUUACGAGACCCCAACGACGAACAACCUCCGUCUCUGGUCUAGCAAAGCCGCCAGCGGAGAGUUCGAUUUCCAGAAGUUCAACAGCGGUGACUACGAGAGCUCCGUGGCGGACCAACAGCGUGCAGAGACUAUCAGCGCUGUCUUGUACCCCAACGAUAACCUUGAUCGUGGAAAGGAGCUCCGCUUGAAGCAACAGUAUUUCUGGGUCGCUGCUUCGCUCUACGAUAUUGUCCGUCGCUUCAAGAAAUCCAAGCGUGCAUGGACCGAGUUCCCCGAGAAGGUCGCUAUUCAGUUGAACGAUACCCACCCAACGCUUGCCAUCGUCGAGCUCCAGCGGAUUCUCCUGGAUCUGGAGGGUCUGGAAUGGGACGAAGCCUGGAGCAUCGUCUCGCAGACGUUCGGCUACACUAAUCAUACCGUGCUCCCCGAGGCUCUUGAGAAGUGGUCUGUGCCGCUCUUCCAGAACUUGCUUCCUAGGCAUCUCCAAAUCAUCUACGAGAUCAAUUUGCAUUUCCUCCAAAGCGUUGAGCGUAAAUUUCCGAACGAGAGAGAUCUGCUCGCCCGCGUAUCGAUCAUCGAGGAAUCUCAACCGAAGAUGGUUCGCAUGGCCUUCCUGGCAAUCGUUGGCUCCCACAAGGUCAACGGUGUGGCUGAGCUUCACUCGGAUCUCAUCAAGACCACUAUCUUCAAGGACUUUGUGAAGGUGUUUGGACCUGACAAGUUCACCAACGUGACCAACGGGAUCACGCCCAGACGUUGGCUGCACCAGGCCAACCCGAGACUCUCCGAAUUGAUUGCGAGCAAGACCGGAGGCCAUGGGUUCCUCAAGGAUCUCAACAACCUCAACGAACUCGAGAAGUGUGUUGAUGACAAGGAGUUCAAGAAGGAAUGGGCUGAGAUCAAGUACGCCAACAAAGUCCGGCUCGCGAAGCACAUCCAAACGACCACCGGUGUUACUGUCAAUCCCUCGGCGCUGUUCGAUAUUCAGGUGAAGAGAAUACACGAGUACAAGCGUCAACAGAUGAACAUCUUCGGGGUCAUCCACAGAUACCUCACCAUCAAAGCCAUGUCCCCCGAGCAGCGAAAGAAGCUGGCACCCAGGGUCUCCAUCUUUGGCGGCAAGGCUGCUCCCGGAUACUGGAUGGCCAAGACUAUCAUCCACCUCGUCAACAGCGUUGGUGCGGUGGUGAACAAGGACAAGGAUGUUGGUGAUCUCCUGAAGGUCAUCUUCUUGGAGGAUUACAACGUUUCCAAGGCCGAGAUCAUCAUCCCUGCCAGUGAUAUCAGUGAGCAUAUCUCGACUGCCGGAACCGAGGCCUCUGGAACGUCCAACAUGAAGUUUGUGCUCAACGGUGGAUUGAUCAUUGGUACCUGUGAUGGAGCCAACAUUGAAAUUACCCGCGAGGUUGGCGAGAACAAUAUCUUCCUCUUCGGCAACCUGGCCGAGGAUGUUGAGGAUCUCCGCCACGCCCACAACUACGGCUCUCACAAUCUGGAUCCCGAUCUCAAGAGCGUCUUCGAGGCGAUCAAGAAGGGGAUGUUUGGCGACGCCGGCACCUUUGGUGCUCUGGUUGGCGCCAUUGAAGAUCACGGCGACUACUAUCUGGUGUCGGACGACUUCCACAGCUACAACCAGACCCAGGCGCUCGUUGACGAGGCGUACAAGAACCAGGAUGAGUGGCUCACUAAGUGUAUCACGAGUGUUGCUCGGAUGGGCUUCUUCAGCAGUGAUCGUUGCAUCAACGAGUAUGCGGAGAGCAUCUGGAAUAUUGAGCCUCUGCCACCGAGCAAAUCUGCUGAUUUGGGUAUGCAAAAGGAUGAGCUGUGA